UAAAGUUUAAAUGCAAUGAUAACACUAUUUGUUGGGUUUUGAGAAAUAGGUCCCAAUUCCCUAAAACCCAAAUUAUUAAUAUCCCAAUGAAAUCAUAGCUGAUAUUAAAAUACACCAAAAAGCUGAUGGCGUUUGCUUCUAUAAAAGGAAAGUUAAAGAUUCAUUCUUUGGAAUCGUUAUUGUAUUUCCAAAAAUCCCAAUCAGACAUUCAAAAAAAGCUGGCCAAAAAGAAUAGCAAGUUGCUUCUAACUGAAACAACGGAUUUAGGAUGUCUACAAAAGCCAAAGACUACAUCUUCAAGCAACCAAUAUUACCAGUGCCUAACUGAAGGAACAGAGUGAUUAGGAGAGGAAUAGAGAGUUCAGUUAGCUAGAGAGCUCUUAUGGAGAAAACAGUAGAGGAAAAUCUUUUCAAUGGUGAGAGAGAAGCACAGAUUCAGGCUGCAACUGAACUUGCUAAUCUAAGUAGUAAACAGAAGCACAAGCUAGCAGAAAGAGGUGUGAUUGUACCCUUGCUUUCUAUGCUUCAUUCUCAAAAUUACGAAGCCAUCGAAGCGGCUCUGUUUGCUCUGCUCAGUCUUGCCUUUGGCAGUGAACGGACCAAGUGUCGGAUUGUGAAAUCUGGGGCCGUACCUGUUUUGCUAAAUCUCCUUCAGUGCCGAAACAAGUCACUGAUGGAGCUCUCAGUAGCAGCCAUGUUGAUCCUCUCAUCUUGCAAGGCAAACAAGCUGCCAAUUGCUUCAUCUGGGGCAAUUGAAAUCUUGGUUGAAUUUAUAAAUGAAAACUAUUCUAACGAUAAUGAUAUGAACAACACCAUCAGUACGCAAGCCAAACUUGAUGCCAUUUCCACUCUUCACAAUCUCUCCACUUGCCAUCAGAUAAUUCCAUCAUUUGUCUCUUCUGGUUUAGUAUUUUCCUUGCUUCAGCUCAUUCACAGCUCGGACAAAUCAUGCGAGUUGGUUAACAAGGCAAUUGCGCUGCUAGAAGAUAUUGUUUCUUUAUCAGAAAAUGCGCUUCAGCAAACUGCUGGUACAGCCAGUGCAAUUCGAGCACUGGUUGAGACAAUUGAAGAGGGUUCUCCACAAUGCAGAGAACACGCAGUGAGAAUCUUGCUGUUUAUAUGCCAGAGCUGCAGAGAAAAAUAUCGAGGAUUGAUAUUAAGGGAAGGAGUGAUGCCUGGGCUGCUUCAGUUGAGUGUGGAUGGAACAUGGAGAGCUAGAAAUACAGCUCGAGAAUUAUUGUUGCUUUUGAGGGAUUGCUCGAAAUACAGUUCAAGAAACAAACAAUCAAAGCAUGAACUGAUAGAGCAGAUUAUGCAAGAAAUUGAUGCAGAAGAAGAGAGAGUUGUGGAAACAACAACACUCAGAUUGGUGGAGGAGAUGAUUGCAAAGCUCAGUACAUGAUGUUAUGGUUGUUUCCUUCAUAUUUUAGGAUGUUUGGUCCAUUUGCUAGGAUUAUUCAUUGUAUCAUUAUGAAAAUGGUGUGCUCUCUGUGUAAAUAGAAUUGGGCUUCAACUUCUUUGAUA
Ziziphus jujuba (common jujube) is the source of this 1524-nucleotide messenger RNA. Its product is annotated as U-box domain-containing protein 7. NCBI's taxonomy places the organism in Eukaryota, Viridiplantae, Streptophyta, Magnoliopsida, Rosales, Rhamnaceae. The record is from RefSeq and is a predicted model, not a curated record. The transcript has 2 exons. The coding region runs from base 383 to 1402 and encodes 339 amino acids. Gene Ontology annotation, molecular function: protein binding.